UGGGAACAGUGGUAUGAUUUCUAUAGAGGGUGUUUCUUCUCUUACAGGUAUAAACAAAAAGGCCAGUUGGUCUAACGUUGUGUAUCUUUUUCUUAUAAGCCACUUCAGGUCUGUGAUUGGUGCUGCUUCUGCAACAAAAGCUUAGACUCACCACAUCUUGGGGAGAGAAUGGCCAUUUCCUGGGGUGCAGCCUCCUUCAUGCUGGUGGCAUCCUGUGUUUGCAGCACUGUCUUCCACAGAGACCAGCAGACUUGGUUUGAGGGUGUCUUCCUGUCUUCCAUGUGCCCCAUCAAUGUCAGUGCCAGCACCUUGUAUGGAAUUAUGUUUGAUGCGGGGAGCACAGGAACUCGAAUUCAUGUUUACACCUUUGUGCAGAAAAUACCAGGAGAGCUUCCAAUUCUGGAAGGGGAGAUUUUUGAUUCUGUUAAGCCAGGACUUUCUGCUUUUGUAGAUCAGCCUAAGCUGGCUGCCGAGACUGUUCAAGGACUCUUAGAGGUGGCCAAAGACUCAGUCCCCCGAAGUCACUGGAAAAGGACCCCAGUGGUCCUGAAGGCAACAGCAGGACUGCGCUUACUGCCAGAACACAAAGCCCAGGCUCUGCUCUUUGAGGUAAGGGAAAUCUUCAAGAAGUCACCUUUCCUGGUACCAGAUGACAGUGUUAGCAUCAUGGACGGAUCCUAUGAAGGCAUAUUAGCUUGGGUUACUGUGAAUUUUCUGACAGGUCAGCUGCAUGGCCACAGCCAGGAGACUGUGGGGACCCUGGACCUUGGGGGGGCCUCCACCCAAAUCACUUUCCUGCCCCGGUUUGAGAAAACCCUGGAACAAACCCCACAAGGCUACCUCACUUCCUUUGAGAUGUUUAACAGCACUUAUAAGCUCUAUACACAUAGUUACUUGGGAUUUGGAUUGAAAGCUGCAAGACUAGCAACCCUGGGAGCCCUGGAAACAGAAGGGAUUGAUGGACAGACCUUCCGAAGUGCUUGUCUACCGAGAUGGUUGGAAGCAGAAUGGAUUUUUGGUGGCGUGAAAUACCAGUAUGGUGGCAACCAAGAAGGGGAGAUGGGCUUUGAGCCCUGCUAUGCUGAAGUGCAGAGGGUGGUACAAGGAAGACUUCACCAGCCAGAUGAGGUCCAGAGAAGCUCCUUCUAUGCUUUCUCUUACUACUAUGAUCGAGCUGUUGACACAGACAUGAUUGACUAUGAAAAAGGGGGCGUUUUAAAAGUUGAAGAUUUUGAAAAAAAAGCCAGGGAAGUGUGUGAUAACUUAGAAAACUUCACCUCAGGGAGUCCUUUCCUGUGCAUGGAUCUCAGUUACAUCACGGCCUUGUUAAAGGAUGGCUUUGGCUUUGCAGACAGCACCAUCUUACAGCUCACAAAGAAAGUGAACAACAUAGAGACAGGCUGGGCCCUGGGGGCUACCUUUCACCUGUUGCAGUCUCUGGACAUCGCCCACUGAGGCUGAGCACUUCUGAGGACUGUACUCACCAAAGACCUUUUUAAGGGGAGGAGGAGGACUCAGCCAUGUUCUGAGCUAGUCUGGGGACAAGCCUGGACUGAAGCCCAGUCACUAGCUCCAUCAGGAGGAAGGGCUUUUGUAGAGGGGUCUUGCCCUUAAGCCUAGAGAUUUGGGUUUAAUUAAUUUUACACAUCCAAUGUGAACUGUUUCCUAACCACUCUGAGUGCACAGCUAGUACCAGAGUCUAAAUCUUUGAGAUUCUUUGGGUGUCAUAUAGAGAGCCCUGUGAGCCAAAAAGCAUGGUUGUAGAACCUGACCUUGGAGUGAGAGCCCAGGGACAGGUCCUUGGGAACCAAAGAAAAAUCUCAUUUCAACCCUUUGAGUGCCUCAUUCCUUUGAACAUUUUAAUUUUCCUCUUACAUGCUAAAUUAAGCUGACUGAUUGCAAUCCUGUGACCUAUCAAUACCAGUAUUUUUUUCUUCCCCACA
Molecule: messenger RNA, 1943 nt
Organism: Trichechus manatus latirostris (Florida manatee)
Lineage: Eukaryota; Metazoa; Chordata; Mammalia; Sirenia; Trichechidae
Gene: ENTPD5
Product: ectonucleoside triphosphate diphosphohydrolase 5 (inactive)
Exons: 13
Coding region: 169-1455 (428 amino acids)
Molecular function (GO): hydrolase activity
Source: RefSeq, a predicted model, not a curated record